Messenger RNA from Cooperia oncophora, 315 nucleotides. The record is from the annotation of a GenBank genome assembly. NCBI's taxonomy places the organism in Eukaryota, Metazoa, Nematoda, Chromadorea, Rhabditida, Trichostrongylidae.
AUGUUUCAUUUUCAGAACAUUGUCCAGAAAGAUGUCAUAAUUCGUGGUGAUCUGGCCGCUAUACGAAGCGGGCGGUUUUGUAUUAUACGGCAAGGAACAUUGAUACGACCAAGUUCGAAGAAAUUUAGUAAAGGAGUCACGUUGUUCCCAGUUCACAUUGGAGACCACGAUUGUGUGAUUAGCGCAGCACAGAUAUGCUCAUUCGUGCAUAUAGGCGCUGGAUCAGUGAUUGGUGGCAGUGCGGUGUUGAAAGAGUGCUGUCGUGUCCUACCAGGAAGUGGUAGUUGCUGCCGACUCCGUGUUCCCGCCGUAUAG